AUGGUUGAAAAUCUCCAGGAAUUGGACAAUGCUGAAGCUUCGCAGUCAAGGGCAGCUCGAAGAUUUUCCCAACUCCCUUUCAAUUUGGAGUUCAAUCUCAUUCAUCCUGAUUCUGAUCAAAUCCCUUUCGUUGAAUCUGGUAAUUAUGUGGCCUAUAACAAUGAGAAGGGUGGAGUUAUUUGUAGUUUGAAGGAAGAUGGUAUUGUUGAUUUGGACGCUGAGGUUCGUGGUAUACCUGAAUGGGUAUCAACCAAGGCAAUGGUUGAUUCAUGGCUUGCAGAUGCAGUCAUUUAUGAACUUUGGGUGGGGUCUGAUGGUAAGUCUGCGUACAAGAUUUAUUACUCUGAUCUCCCAUGGCCAAUAGGAAAACUGUUAUACUUAAAGCAAGUCCGUGCUGUGAAACAACUACUUGGGAUAACUUCAGAGAAUGCAGAGAAAAGAGAAGAAGAGAUUUACCGGAAAGCUACCAGUGCUUAUGGUGCUUUGUCAUCUAGGCUAGGUGAGGAGUCCCUUUUCUUUGAGAAUAGGCCAACAAGUUUGGACGCAGUGGUUCUUGGCCAUGUGCUUUUCACACUUCAUGCAUUACCCGAAACAUCAUUGCUCCGAAGCAAGCUCUUGGAUCAUACUAAUCUUGUAAAUUAUGCUGAAAGCCACAAGGCAGAGUAUAUAGAUGCCAAUUCAUCCGCAUCUGUUCCUGAAUCAGGCCCCUCUACAUCUGCUUCAAGGAGAGGUCCUUCACAGUGGAGUUCAAAGCCAAAGAGCAAAUCUAAGAGGGAGAAAACAGAGGAAGAGAAGAAGUUCAGAAGACGGGCUAAAUACUUUUUGGUCACUCAACUGGUUGCUGUUUUAGUUUUUCUCUCCCUACUCGGUGGAUCUGAUGAUGCUGAAGUUGAACUUGAAGAUGAUGAUGAUGCUAUCAAUUAUGAAUAA
Molecule: messenger RNA, 930 nt
Organism: Fraxinus pennsylvanica
Lineage: Eukaryota; Viridiplantae; Streptophyta; Magnoliopsida; Lamiales; Oleaceae
Source: the annotation of a GenBank genome assembly